UCAACAAACCGAACUGGGGAUGGCGCAGAAGUUGAAAUGUGGAAAAUUACAGGAUCUGCGAAAAUGUAUAAGGGCUGUGCAGUUGUCCGAUCAGACGUUAGAAUCAGACGAUUUUCUUGUGUUGGCGGUGCAAAGAUACUUGGCUGACCCGAAACACUGGGCACAGGUUGGGAUAUGUGAUGGAAAUCAGAAAGAUAUGGUCCUGGAUGUUAUAGAGGUUGUACUGACUGAUGGGGAAUACAAGGUCAAGGUGAUACUGGCUCCAGAGCUUAACAGCCUCAUACAGACAUGCCAGCUACAGGCAGGCAGCCAUAUAGUCAUAACAUCAGCACAUGUUCACUUUGAUGAGACAGAUAUAGACAGCGGUAAAACUGUGAUAGUGAAGGGGCUGACAGUGACUGGGUAUGGGACCUUGCCAGGCGAUAAAGACCUGUCAAGGCUUCAGUGGGCAGAUGACUGCAGCCCCCACGAGCAGACAUGUUUACCCCUUACAUCAUCCCGGGGGUAUCACGUCAGUGUGUGGUCCACCAUGGAGAUGUGUGGGGACUGCUGGAAAAUGGAAGCAACAUUAUCGGGACUGCCAGAAGGAGUUGAGGCCAAGGAUAUAUAUGGCAUCAAGGAUCUAGCCAGGAGCUGGGGGAGUGUCCGUGCCUCCAACCCAGCACUGCUUGUCCGUGUACAAGUGAAGAGCAGGAUGAUACAUUAUGCAAAACCAUCCAAAAAUGACAAGUGGCCUUUUCAGGCCCACCUGUUGGUAGCUGACAAGACAGGGGCAUGUACUGCAGUGUUGUGGAAUGCAAUGUGUCCCCAACUGUACCAUAGCAUUAAAGAGGGGACUGUUUUGUUCCUGAGGAAAUUCACUACCAAGAAAAGCUUCAAUGUUCCGAGGAUUAAACCAGCACUGAAGAACACCCAGUUGUUUGACAUUGACCUCAAUAUCAACAGUCACCACCCGGAGACUGAGGUCAAGGUCAUUCAUGAGUCAAGGUUACCUGAUGGAAUAGAACUGCCCAAUAGGCUGUAUAACUUUGUGAACCGGAGACAAGUUUGGUGCCUUCCUGACAAUCACAUAUGUGACAUUGCUGGCAUGGUGACCUAUGUUGGCAGAUAUGAACGAGAACACAUCAACAACAAGUUUGGUCGUGACACUGGUGGUUUCUGGGUGCGACGCUGGAUACAGCUACAAGAUGGCACCAGUUGCAAGCCAUUCCAUCUGCAAUUGUACAAAGUUGCCGAGGGAAUGACAGACUUGGAUAUCCGGCCAGGUGUUAUAGUGGUGUGUACCCAUGUAAGAGUGGUGUGUAACUCUGAACACAUCCGUUCAUCACAUGACCCCCGGUCCUUCCACUUGACCUCCACAGCAGAAUCACAGAUCAGUAUUUUAAAUGAUGAUCUUAAAGAACAGUUGAAAGACGAGGAAAUCAUCUCCAAUCUUGAGCAGUGGUCUCACACCCAGGACUGUCAGCAUGCCAUGUCACAGGCUCUUGUGGGCGGAUACCUGGCGUGUCCCACCCUGCCUGGUACUCUGGAUGGUCUGAAGUCUUUCUUCAAGGAAUGGCAGAUACUACCCAGCACUGACUGGGAGAGGAUGGUGGAAAGCUUGAGAUUCCGGGAGUGUCGACAGCUGCUUGUGCAGGCCACGGCUGUCCAUGUGAGCCUCACCUUGAUUCAGGACAAUCACAGUAGCAAUGCCUCACCUUCCAAAAAGCCAAGACAAGAUGUUAAGGAGGACAGUCUAGAAGUGACACUGGACUUUGCAACAUACAAUGCCUCAGAUGCCAUGGUAACACUGGGCAGCAGGUGCCUGGAGGACUCCUCAUUCCCCUCUGUGUACACGGCUGAUAGGUGGAGGGAGCAGAAAUGUAGGCUGGCAUUUCCUGACACUGUGUACAUGGGUGAAAAUAACCAGAUUUCAUCUCAAGAUACAGAGUACACGAAUAAUCAUUACUUCACAAUCACUUGGACAGGCUUGAACACCAAGGUUCUCCUGCAAACUCACUUCCUUCCCCCAGCCAACUGCUUUCCCGGAUCCAAAUUGUCAAACUUACUCAAGGGUAACAUGAACACAGAGUCCAAAUCAGCACGAUCAAUCAGUGGGCUCCAUGAUAAAACAAACACAGAGCUCCAACAAUCUAUAGCUGCAAGCAUUCUCAGUGGUAAACAAACCCUGUCAACAGCAAUCUCAGAGGGCCCAAAUCCUGAGGCUUUAAGAAAGGUCCUACUGACUGCUUCAGAGUGUUCAGAUAAGAGGUACCUGUUGGUGCUGGAUUGCUUCAAGGAGAGAGACUAUGCGGAAAUAAUGCUGAACAGGGCCUUUGAACUUUGAUACUUGCUUUGGUUUUUCUGUGCUUACUCUGAGGUCAUGUCAUUCAAUUAAAAAUAAUAUACAGAAAACUAAUAUUUGCAUACUGGCAGUGGAGGAAAUAUUGUGCAACAGUUUUGUUAAAGCAAUCUUAUUUAAAAAGGCAGUAUAUGUUCAGUUUUGUGAAGUAGUUAGUUAGAUAGAAAGGUUGUACAUACUAUAAAGUUGAUUACAGUUAUUGUGAGUAUAGUCAUUCACACAGGUACCUUUAAUAUGUUAUAAAAGAAAAGGGAAACUAUUGUUUUUCAAGCACCUGUGGUCAUUCAGGAGAAUCAAUAUAAAUCAAUACAUU
This is a messenger RNA of Dreissena polymorpha, 2654 nucleotides long. RefSeq names its product RPA-related protein RADX-like. Gene Ontology annotation, biological process: double-strand break repair via homologous recombination; regulation of DNA repair. The transcript is spliced from 15 exons. Gene Ontology annotation, cellular component: replication fork. Gene Ontology annotation, molecular function: single-stranded DNA binding. Bases 20 to 2326 code for a protein of 768 amino acids. The record is from RefSeq and is a predicted model, not a curated record. NCBI's taxonomy places the organism in Eukaryota, Metazoa, Mollusca, Bivalvia, Myida, Dreissenidae.